AAUUUUCUAAUAUACCAAAGAUUUUCCUCUUAAAUGGGUUUCUUCCUUUUACUCAUUGAAACUAAAUGCAGCUCAGUUAUUUGAUUAGUUGAUGCUAGAAUUUGACCUGGAGCUUAUAUAAUUAGAAGAGACAUUAGUUUUCCUCAUUUAAAAGCCUGGUUAGCAUACUACGGUCUCGUUUCAGGGGAAGUCAAACCUCUCUACUGCUUCUUUUUAUAACCUUUAAGUUAAUUCAGAACCCAGAUAAGCCUUGAUCUGAGGAUGAUAUAACCACCACAAGCAACAUGGGAACUUCUAGAGAAAUCAGGAAGACGACUUCAAAAAAAAUGAUAUGAUGUCUCCCAGUGGAGACAGGGCACGAGGUGCAGGGAAGAGGAGGUGGCCUGAGCCAGGACGAUGAGGAUGCAAUGUUGAAGAAUAAGCGGGAGAAGAGAAGUAACCGGCACUAUGGAAAAAACCAAAACAAAGCAAGGAGAGAAUGAACAUAUGCCGGUGAAUAAUCCUUCCACGCAGAUUUACCAGGCUUCGAAGUACAAGUCUUCCCUGAACCUACCUCCAGUGGGAGCCCGCCUCCAGCGGCAGGAUGGAGGGAUCAUAACCUCUCUAGAGCACCUUCAUGAAAAAAUCAACGAGAUGAGGAACGUGUUCAACUCCCUGGAGAACAAGUUGCAGGCCCUAGCCUCUGAACUCAAAACUGGUUUCACAGAAGCAAUGCAAGAACUGUCAAGAAUUCAACAUGGAGAAUAUGCUUUGGAAGAAAAGGUUAAGAGCUGCAGAUGUUCCAUGGAAGAAAAAGUUACGGAGAUGAAGAAUUCAUUAAACUAUUUCAAGGAAGAGCUGAGCAAUGCCAUGUCAAUGAUCCAAGCCAUCACUUCCAAACAAGAAGAAAUGCAACAGAAAAUCGAACAGCUUCAACAGGAGAAGCGAAGAGAAUCUCGAAAAGUUAAAGCCAAGAAAACUCAGAAAGAAGAACACAGCUCACAGGCCGGGCCUGCACAAGCACAAGGAAGUCCUUUUCGUUCAAUCAAUAUCCCUGAGCCUGUUCUUCCAAGCGAAGACUUUACCAACCUUUUGCCUUCUCAGGCCUAUGAAAAAGCCCAAGAGUCCAGACCUGUUCAUGUAGGAGACAGUAAUGUGAAGGGAAUGAUGGGUCCUGGAGUGAACCCAACAACUCCAGAAGCAGAAGAAAAUCUCAAGUCUUGCCUCUCGGCUGAGAUCCAGCCCAAGGGCCAUCUCCCAUCUGGCAUGUGGAGGCAGCCUAAGGAUGGUAAAGAAUGGGGUGAAGAAUACGUCACCAAAGACCACCCGGAUAAACUCAAGGAGGCCAGCCAGGGUAGACACAGCUCCUUGGAAAACGUUUUAUGUGAAACCUCCUUAGCUGCUAAAAGACAGACUGUGGCCCUGGAACUGCUUGAAUCUGAAAGAAAAUAUGUCAUUAACAUCUCUCUGAUCUUGAAGAUAAAAGCCACAUUCCAGGGGUCUGAUGGAAAGAGGAAUUCCAAAGAGAGAAGCCUCUUCCCUGGCUCUUUACGGUACCUUGUCCAGCAGCACCUGGACCUGCUUCACGCGCUGCAGGAAAGGGUCCUGAAGUGGCCACGCCAAGGCGUUCUCGGAGAUUUAUUCCUUAAGUUAACAAAUGAUGAGAAUAAUUUCUUGGAUUAUUACGUUGCCUACCUGAGGGACCUGCCUGAGUGCAUCUCAUUGGUUCACGUUGUAGUCCUGAAAGAGGGUGAUGAAGAGAUUAAAUCUGACAUCUACACGUUGUUUUUCCAUAUAGUCCAGCGCAUCCCUGAAUAUCUGAUACAUCUGCAGAAUGUCCUGAAGUUCACAGAGCAGGAGCACCCUGACUAUUAUCUACUCCUGGUGUGUGUCCAGCGCCUCCGAGUGUUUAUCUCACACUACACCCUGCUGUUUCAAUGCAAUGAAGAUUUGCUUAUUCAGAAACGGAAAAAGCUCAAGAAGUCAUCCAUGGCAAAGCUGUACAAAGGGCUGGCUUCCCAGUGUGCCAAUGCCGGGCAAGAUGCUUCCCCCACUGCAGGUCCUGAGGCUGUCCGUGACACUGGGAUCCAUUCAGAAGAAAUGCUGCAACCCUACCCUUCUGCUCCCAGUUCUGGCCCUGCCGUCACACAUCUGAUGCCCCCAGUGAAGAAAAGCCAACAGCAGCAAAGCCUGAUGGAGAGCAUGCAGCCCGGGAAGCCCAGUGACUGGGAGCUGGAGGGCAGGAAGCACGAGCGGCCCGAGAGCCUCCUGGCGCCCACGCAGUUCUGCGCGGCGGAGCAGGACGUGAAGGCGUUGGCCGGGCCCCUGCAGGCCAUCCCGGAGAUGGACUUCGACCCCUCUCCGGCCGAGCCGCUGGGCAACGUGGAGCGCUCCCUGCGCGCCCCGGCCGAGCUCCUGCCCGAUGCCCGCGGCUUCGUGCCCGCCGCCUACGAGGAGUUCGAGUACGGCGGCGAGAUCUUCGCGCUCCCUGCGCCCUACGACGAGGAGCCGUUCCAGGCCCCGGCCCUCUUCGAGAACUGCUCGCCCGCCUCCUCUGAGUCCAGCCUGGACAUCUGCUUCCUGCGGCCCGUCAGCUUCGCCAUGGAGGCCGAGCGGCCGGAGCACCCGCUGCAGCCGCUACCCAAGAGCGCCACGUCGCCGGCGGGCAGCAGCGGCGCCUACAAGCUGGAGGCGGCGGCGCAGGCGCAGGCGCACGGCAAGGCCAAGCCGCUGAGCCGCUCGCUCAAGGAGUUCCCGCGUGCGCCGCCCGCCGACGGCGUGGCCCCGCGCCUCUACAGCACGCGCAGCAGCAGCGGCGGCCGCGCGCCGAUCAAGGCUGAGCGCGCCGCACAGCCGCACGGCCCGGCCGCCGCAGCUGUCGCCGCCCGCGGCGCGCCCCGGACUUUCUUCCCCCAACAGAGGUCCCAAAGCGAAAAACAGACCUAUUUGGAAGUAAGGAGGGAGAUGCAUUUAGAAGAUACUACCAGAUUCUGUCCCAAAGAAGAAAGAGAAAGUGAACAAACAUCUUUCAGCGAUCAGAAUCCCAGGCAAGACCAGAAAGGGGGCUUUCGCAGCUCCUUCCGCAAGCUCUUUAAAAAGAAAGUUCCUCAAAAGUUAAAGACUAAUGUCUCAUCCAGAAGAAAAGAUAUUAAAACAGAAGGCUGUACAAGAUUUUAAUACAGAGAUUUUUAUCGGUUUCAUCACAAUCUUCCCUUUCAAGAAUCUUCUUCCUGUUCUGCAAAUCUAUUUGUAAGGUGAGGCUACUCAAAAAGCAAAAGCAGUGGCCACUAGAGAGAUGCUGAGUGGUCACUGUUGGAGAGAGACCACAUCCACAGUACAGAGUACUCCAAGCAUCCCUGACCUGUGUUCCAAAUUUAGGGUACCCUCUCCCUUUUUAAAGGAAAAGUUUAUUUCAGUGUAAAAAUCUAAAAUCAACACCCACAUCCAUUUUUUUCUCAAAUGCCACGAAAAUCAGGCUAAAAAACUGAGGGAUAUCAAGGGGAAUUUUAAGUUGAAAAACAAUAAAAUCAAGUUCUAAGUGAAUUAAAGUAUGUUUUAAGAAAACUGUGGCUAUGUUUAAAGGCAAGUUAUUUCUAAACAAACUUUUAAUCUUCUUAAGCCAAAACUUCUGGCCAUUCCAUUACUUCGGUAAUUGAUUAUAAUGCUGGGAAAGCCAUGAUGUGUUUCAGUGGCAUAGUCAAAUGGGAUCACACUAAUUCUUGGUCUGUUAUGUAACAUUCUCAAAGAAACUUUCACAUAACUUAUUUCAUAUGAUUUCUGCAGAAACUGUUCACAUGAACAAGCAGAAACAAGGAAGAGAUGUAACUAGGCUUAUCUAAGGUCAUACAGCAGAGUGGCGAGAUGGAUCCAGAACCUAGAUCAUGUGAUUCCUGAUUUAGUGCUCUUUUCUAUCAUAUCAUAUAACCUCCCUGGAUUAAAGAAACCCUUAAAUCCAGGGUUCCUUAAAGUUUCCACAGCUGUGAGAUCUAAAUAUAAAGAAUUAAACCACAAGUUAUAAUCACUACAGAAAUUUACAUGAAUGAUUAAUUCAGAAUGUACCUGUAUUGCUAAUCUUGGUUAAAGGCACCAGAAAGACACUGAAAAACUAGCAGUCUAAUUGUGAUUCUGUAACUCUUGAUCAGUCUUCUUCCAGAUUUUAGGAAUUAACAACUGUACCUUCCCGUAUGCUGUAUAGGGUUUCUGCAGCUGGCAGUGAAAUUAACAUUCCCAUAAUCAUGACUGUUCUAUUAGGUUCUAGAGUUAUUUUUAGCUUGACUAGAAUUAAGAGUAGUCUUGUCAAAAGACAAAAGUAGCAGAAACUAGAAAUAAACCAAGAAAAUCUGGCAAAAAUUUAAGUACUUUGAAAUAAUAUCUUGAAGGCUGCAUACAAUCCCAGGCUUGUAUUAAUUUAUAUUCUAUUUUUAGUCUAAAGCAAUGAAAAAUUGCUAAUGAAUCAAAAACACAGAGAAGACAAAAUACUUAUAUUUGAAAUUUUAUACAGAAAAGCAUACAAAUUCCAGAAGUUACUUUAAUUUCUAUUGCAUUGGUUUCUCCAUUUCAAUGACUAACAUACACCAUGUCACUAACCACUGGAGACCUUUAUCUUACUGAUAAUGUAAAGAGCUAAGAUAACAUAAACAAAUGCCCAUCAAUAAGGACCGGUUAUAUAAUUUUGUAAGGAAACAGAGUACCUAGUUCUUUUGAUUAGGCAAGGGUAAAAAUGAAGUUUUAUACUGCCAUCGUUAGGUGUAGAGCAGCAGUUAUCUACUCAUAUUCUAAAACCAAGUUGCAGAGAGAGAUGAAAGGUAAACACAUAAAAAUACAAAAGCCAGGCUGGGUUUGGCUUUAAAACAUAAGCAAGAACAUAUAAUUGGAGAAAAAAAUUAAAAACAGCCUAUUUUUAUAUUCUCCUUUCUGUUUAUCACUUGCUUGUGGAGAUAAUUCCACAAAGUUCUUUUUCAAACAUGACUUCCUAAUGGAUUUUAAUAUGGUCAACAAAAAGUUUUUCUACAGUUUUUUCCCCCCCAUCAUUAGAGAUAACAUUACUCGGCUACUUGACUCUCAAAUCCCUGCACUAACGUUUCCACCAUGUUCAUUAGCUGCUUUGCUUCCCCUACUCAAAACAGCUAACUCUGUAGAAAUACCUGCCAUUCUACCAUCACCAACCUGGUUUAGGCCCAGGUUAUUUCAAACAGAAGCUAUAGUUAUUUUUGUGUACUGGCCUUCUAUCUGUCUCUGUCUUCCUCACUGUAAAACCACCAUUCUUUGAUAUUUUACUGCACAAUUCUUCAAAAUUUUAGGAACUCAAAAUAUACCUACAUUAGUGUUCAGAAUAUAGAUUGGAAGUGAUAAUCCAAUCCUUUUUCCUUAUGUGCCUGUUUUGAUUGACAGUUGACAUUUUAUUUGACAAGGUCAAUGAGAUUUGUGAAAUAUUUAUUACAUAAAAAAGUUAUUUAUGUAAAGACCACCCUACACCCAACCACCAUAGUAAAACACUGUUAAUCAGGAUGUCUGUUCAUGUGAUAAUUCUCCCUUUAAAGCAGCCAUUUAAAAAGCUACAAGAAACAAUAAGCUCCUCAACAAGGGUUUAUAAACAAUCAGUCUUGAAUUCCUUCAAAAAGGAAACAGACGCUAUGCUGACGCACAAACACUUUUUUAAAAAAUCAGAGAGUUUAAAAAUAGAACAACACUGCCCUACAGAUCAAAAAUUGUUCAAAGGUUUAAAAAAGUUAAAACACCCAAACUGAGCUUAUAUAGGACACAAACUCAAAGUAAAUCUAAUUCAGGUUUUUGAGGCUUUCCCAUAUGAAGGUAUAAAAUAGCAGUAAAUACUUUAAAGAAAAAUAUCUUUUGGCUUAAGUUUUUUUCAAUAUCAUCUUCUGUAAAAGAGAAAUUCCCAUGCAAGGGAAACACCUUUUCCCACAGUUGAAUAUGCAAAGCUUUUAUUUCCCAAAAAAUGUCAAUUCUGAACUAUUAUCCUUACUUUAGGGUAUAUUUUUCUAAAAUAGACUAUUAAACUGGACACUGCACCACCUACCAUUUCUCUAAUGUUGUUUUAGGUCUCAUUAACUAACUUGUACUUUGUUGCCUACAACUCUGUAACAGAAGUGAAAUUCCUACUCUCAACUUUUUCUUUGUGCAUAUUGCUUUUUGCUUUCUUACUUAGGAUAAAGAAAUAGUCUCUUCAUAUUAUUUCCAGAUAUAGAAUGAUCCAUCCAAUUGGAUAAUUUUUCCCCUAGCUUUUGGGACAAAUCCCAAAGUUCUGAUAUAGUUAGGAAUUAUGAUACAUCCAGAAACACCAAAUCAAGCUAUAGAUUCCACAUAAGACCCUGUUGCAAUCUUUUAAGCAAGUUAACCAUUUUCUAACUGUAAAAAAAAUAAAAUAAUGACCAGUAUCUAACUAUACAUAAAAAAUCUAUGCAUUCCAAUGGAAGUGUAUCUAUAGUGAGGGCUCACCUCUACCCUAUUUCAAUAAGAAAAAAAAAAUUACUGACAAUAUCUUCAUAGUACACACAUUUGCUCAGAAAUGAACAAGCCAUUUAUAUUAUUGGCAGUUCAAAUCAAGGAAGUUAUUUAUUUUUUAUGAGUUCACAUCUGUACCAGAUCCUUUUAUUGACACAUUAAUUUAAAAGUUAUAACAUACUCUAUUCAUGAAAACAGUCACCUUAUAUGAGUCAGUGUAACUAGGUGAAAAGUACUCUACUAAGUCAAGAAACCUAAUUUCAAGUCCAUGUUCUGGAAUUAACUGGUAAUAUGACUUCUGGCAAAUCAUAUCUUCAGGGGACUUGGGAUUUGUCUACAAAGUGAAGGCUUGUACAUCUCUUUGAGCACUAGAGAUCUAUAGCUCCAUUUUGUACAUUACUGUUAAAACACUUGAGAGAUAAAGUUGGCUGAACACCACAGUGAAAUCUGAAUAAAGUAAGGUUAAACUAGUUUCUCUUCUGUUUUUAUGACAAUGUCUAACCAAACUAUAAUAAUCUAAAAGAUGCUGUAAGUGAUGUCUUAUAGUAUUCAUUAUUAAAUUUUCUCAUGUAUUAUAUCCAAUGUCUUUUAUUACCAUUUUAUAUAAUAAAAAUGUGUAAGUUAAAUGCUAGCUUUGUUUCAGUGUAAGCCACAACCUGUACUGUAUGUUCUCCAAUAAAUAUACCUACUAACCAAAUCAUAAAUCCCUUUUUUCUUUGGGUAGGCUGAUGAAAGGUGAGAGAAGAGCAGACCAACAAUUCUUAAAAACAAAUGGUAACUUGAUCUGUUACCAUUGUAGUUAGGCCUUAAAAAUCCACUUCAGUUUUACAAGUUCAUAGAUGAUGGUCUAUUAAAAACCCAUUCUAUGUUGCCAGAAAUAAGUUCAGUAACAGACCUUACAGGAUAGACCAAAUAAGCUAACAGUUAACACUAAUUUUUGUGUAUUGUGAACCACAACUCACAAAAGCUGCUUGUAGACCCCAGUUUCACCAGUAAUAUAUUUAUGACAUAUUCAGUUACGCUCCAAAAGAAGAUAGAAAAGAAAAAUGUCAAAAAACUUAGCCCCAGCACUUCUAAAACCAACACUGGCCUUUUAUUUCUCAAGAAAUUAUUGGAACGACUUUUUUAAAACUUAUUUUUUUAAGUAAAAUAAUGCCAUCGAUUUAAAUUUUCAAUACACUUAACUUUAACAAGGUUCUAUAAAUUUUGAAAUUUAAGUGUUUUAUAUUUAUUAGAAGUAAAAGCACUCAAAAUAUUACUCGAUAUCAAAGCUAAAAAUUGAUAUAGAAAAGAUCAGAAAUAACAAAACAUCAUUACAAAAGUACCACAUCCAUAAUAGACUUUAGCCAGCAUUGUACACAUUAAGAAGAGACUUUCAAGACUACAGAACAAGUAUCAGCUUGUUCAAGUUUGCUUUAAAAUGUCCUCAUUUAAAAA
Messenger RNA from Sapajus apella (tufted capuchin), 7878 nucleotides. RefSeq names its product Rho guanine nucleotide exchange factor 33 (gene ARHGEF33). Gene Ontology annotation, molecular function: guanyl-nucleotide exchange factor activity. Bases 448 to 3156 code for a protein of 902 amino acids. The record is from RefSeq and is a predicted model, not a curated record. Lineage: Eukaryota; Metazoa; Chordata; Mammalia; Primates; Cebidae. The transcript is spliced from 19 exons.